Messenger RNA from Culicoides brevitarsis, 1259 nucleotides. Its product is annotated as zinc finger protein 90-like. Gene Ontology annotation, molecular function: DNA-binding transcription factor activity, RNA polymerase II-specific; RNA polymerase II transcription regulatory region sequence-specific DNA binding. Gene Ontology annotation, biological process: regulation of transcription by RNA polymerase II. The transcript has 3 exons. Gene Ontology annotation, cellular component: nucleus. The record is from RefSeq and is a predicted model, not a curated record. NCBI's taxonomy places the organism in Eukaryota, Metazoa, Arthropoda, Insecta, Diptera, Ceratopogonidae. The coding region runs from base 43 to 1140 and encodes 365 amino acids.
AUAACAGUUUAAAUCAAAAAUUCAUGAUUUUUUACUGAAAAAAUGCCUUUAGACACCCUCCAGCCAUGCAGAAUCUGUCGAAAAUCCACAAAAACACAAGAAAUGCAUUUUUUAACGGAUGUCAAACUAAAAUCUAUGGUCGAAACAAUUUGUGGAAUCGCCGUUCUCGAAGAAGACUUUCUUUGUCACGGAUGUGUAGAAACCAUUUCAAGCUCCUGGCGACUCAGAGAACUUGCCCAAAGCACCCCAAUCAAGACUGAAGUAGAAGAGGAAGAAGAAUCCGAUGAAUAUGAAGCCAUUGAAAUCGUUCAAGACGACGAAAGUUUACAAGAAGAUGCAUUUAGCGACGAUGUCGUAAUCGAACAACCGCAAAACAUCGAAGUUGACGAGGAAUAUUUGCGAGAACGAAAGAUAGCUGCGAAAAAAACAGUUCAAUGCACCAAAUGUCGAAGAACAGUGAAGGAAAUUUAUCUAAAAGAUCACGAGGAGAAAUGCACCGGACGAGUGAGGAGGUAUAAAUGCACGGAAAAAGGCUGUGAUAAGCAAUUCUGUCGACCGCAAUCGUUAAAAGUUCACAUGAACUUGAAACAUUUGGACAAAAAACCGUUUGAAUGUGAUUUUUGCGGCGGAAGAUAUGUCACGAAAGACAGUUUGAAAGCUCAUAUGGUGAAGCAUCAAUCCGAAAGAAAUGAAGAAUGUUUCGUCUGUGGAGCGAAAUUCAAGUCAAAAUUGAGUCUCUAUAAGCAUCGAAUAGUUCACGAAACGAAAUAUGUCUUUUGUUCCAUCUGUAAUGCCAAAUUCAAGAGCAAGUAUGAGUGCAACUAUCACGAAAGAAUCAAGCAUUUAGGUCAAAAAGUACAAAAAAAGAAACCAAGUACGACUUUUAAUUGUGACGAAUGCAGUCGCGUGUACAAAACUAAUGACUCUCUCAAACGUCACAUAAUCCGAGUUCAUAAGAAAAUAAAAGAUUUUCUCUGUUUCGUCGAAAAUUGUGGAGCACGUUACGGUUAUCACAGCAGCUUAAAGAAACAUCUCCAAAGAGUUCAUCCCGAAAUUGACUUGAAAGGCAGGAAAUUAGUGCCAGAUUCGAGUGCAAAGUCAGAUGAGCCCAAUAUUAUCGUGACAGUGAAGAAGAGUUAAAAAUAAAUUUUAUUUAUUUUAUUAAAAAAAUUUCUAUUGCUCCUUGCCGCCUUUGGCAGAGUCCUUGACGUUAAAGUUCGGAACUCGGUUCGGUUUUCCCAAAAUUUUGGCAGCUGGCU